Penicillium odoratum is the source of this 1170-nucleotide messenger RNA. RefSeq names its product DUF1593 domain-containing protein. The coding region runs from base 1 to 1170 and encodes 389 amino acids. The transcript is spliced from 3 exons. Lineage: Eukaryota; Fungi; Ascomycota; Eurotiomycetes; Eurotiales; Aspergillaceae. Gene Ontology annotation, molecular function: hydrolase activity, hydrolyzing N-glycosyl compounds. The record is from RefSeq and is a predicted model, not a curated record.
AUGCUGGCUGUUAUUGAUGCUUAUGGAAAUGUGACGCAUAACCUCAAUCAACAUGUCCCGUUCGAUGCACCCUAUCCGUCGGGUGAGCAUAUGCGCAGUCUUGUAAAGAGUGGCCCCGCUCGACGCGGGCAAGCUUCUAUUCAACCGCUUCAAGACCAGACCGACCAACCACUCUGGGUCCUUGCCCGGGGCGGCACAAACGUCCUAGCUCAAGCUCUCUACAAAAUCCAUACCUAUUUUUCCACGGCAGAGGCAGCAUUCAUUAGAUCCAAGAUCCGCGUUUACGCCAUCUCCGACCAGGAUGACACCGACAAAUUCUACAUCGCCUCCACGCCUGGCUGGAAUCAGUACGGUCUAGCCGCGUGGUCCGGUAUAUCUGGAACCUAUGACAAAGGCGGACCCGACCUGUCCAAGAUAACGUCGAAAUGGAUUCGUGAGAAUAUCCAAAUCGGAUCUUAUGGCAGGACGGUCUAUCCGGACUAUGAGUAUAUCAUGGAGGGUGAUACGCCUACCUUCUUGUAUCUUAUCCAAAAUGGGCUUGGUGUCCGUGAACAUCCAGAGUAUGGUUCUUGGGGUGGACGGUAUAUGAAGGUUACUCCGUCGACAGUUUCGAAUCUCACUCAUUACGCUGAUGCGGCGGAUCGAGUUAUUGGGUUGGAUAAUGAAAGUUAUAUCUCUAACUAUGCGACUAUUUGGAGGUGGCGAGAUGCCUUUCAGAUUGAUUUUGCGGCGAGGAUGCAAUGGUCAUUACCGGCGAAUAUUAGCAGGACUAAUCAUCAGCUGGUUAUUUCGAUUGAAGGAAGUGUCAGUCUUGCGCCUUUGAAUGUUAGCGUGGAGUUUAGAUCGAAGAUUAGCUUGAACGCAGGAGCGACUGAGGAUCCCGGUGGAGAUUCGUUGGCUUUUCGCUGGUUCCAGUACAAGGAGCCUGGAGCUGAUAAUUGGAAUGUUGCUGGCGAAGUUCCUGAAUUGAACAUCACUGUUUUGCAUGAAGGUCGGAUGGUACAAGUGCAAAUCCUUGAUGAGAAGUUGAGUUGUGAUGGGAUGAGUUUAAAUCCCUCUGGUUGUUGGUUACUGCAUUUGAUUCUUGAAGUGACGGAUAAUGGGUAUCAUCCGUUGACUAGCUACAAGCGAGUACUGAUGCAAACGACAAAUGUUACUUUGGAAUCUUGA